Didymodactylos carnosus is the source of this 243-nucleotide messenger RNA. NCBI's taxonomy places the organism in Eukaryota, Metazoa, Rotifera, Eurotatoria, Philodinida, Philodinidae. The record is from the annotation of a GenBank genome assembly.
AUGAAACGAGAACACGCAUCCGUGUAUACGAUUGCAACAAGUGGUGAUAUAGUUUUUGCAAUUAUAUUACAAAAUUUAUUUACGACAAAAAAAUCAAAUUUCUUUGCACUCUUAGGCUCGGCUUUGGUUAUUAGUAGUGUCAUACUAAUUGGCGGACAUAAACUCUUUCAAGAUAAAUGCCAGAAGAAAAAAUUAAAGGCCACUGCAAAUGAUAUAGAUGAAGAUUCGACAUUAUCCGUCUAG